GUAGACUCACCUGUGCCCAGCUGUGUGUCUAUGAAGAGUGACAGUUCAAUGGAGAUACCAAUAAAAUUCAAAGGAGACUUCACAGGUGAUCCAAGGGUCCAGCUGGAAAGAGCAGGCUCACCUGUGCCUAGCUGUGUGUCUGUGAAGAGCAACAGUUCAAUGGAAAUACCAAUAAAAUUCAAAGAGUUCACAGGUGAUCCAAGGGUCUAUCAGUCAGCUGAGUCCAGAUGCUUAGAGAAAAGAGAUGACUGCAUGGAAUUAACCCUCACAAAAAAGUCACUGCAGCACACUCUGGAGAAGCUGAAGGACGAGUCAAAACUGUUUAAGAGUCAUCUGACUGCACUAACAUCAAAAGAUUUCCAGAACAAUGAGAUCUGGAAUGAUGUUACAAAGUCAACAUUAGUGGAUGUGCUGCUGACAAACCUCAUUAUGGGGAAUUUGCUUCCCUCUGCUCUCCUCUGGAUCACCUCCCGACCAGCAGCAGCCAAUCAGAUCCCUCCUGAGUGUGUCCACCGAGUGACAGAGGUACGAGGGUUCAAAGAUCCGCAGAAGGAGGAGUACUUCAGGAAGAGAAUCAGUGAUCAGAACCUGGCCAGCAGAAUUAUCUCACACAUAACGUCAACCAGGAGUCUCUACAUCAUGUGCCAAAUUCCAGUCUUCUGUUGGAUUUCUGCUACUGUUCUGGAGCAACUGAUGGGUGGAGCUGGAUGUGGAAACAUCCCCAAAACUCUGACAGAAAUGUACACACAUUUUCUGCUCAUUCAGAUUAUUGUGAAGGAUAAGAAGUUUCAAUGCACUAAUGAGACAGAUAAUGACAUCAUCCUGAAACUGGGGAAGCUGGCUUUUCAACAGCUUGAAAAGAGCAAUCUGAUAUUUUAUGAGGAGGACUUGAGAGAGUGUGGCAUUGAUGUCACUGAAGCUUUAGUGUUCUUGGGGCUGUGCACAGAAAUCUUUAAACAGGACACCGGGUUAUUUCAGGAGAAUGUUUACUGCUUUGUGCAUCUGAGCAUUCAGGAGUAUCUGGCUGCCUUGUUUGUGCUUCAUUCAUUUGUAAAUGAAAGCAGAAAUGUACUUAAACCAGAUGAAGCAAAACCUCAAGGUGAAAGAAUGCAACUGUCUGAAUUGCACAGGAGUGCAUUGGAUCAGGCCUUACAGAGCAAGAAUGGACACCUGGACCUUUUCCUGCGGUUCCUUCUUGGCCUCUCCCUGGACUCCAAUCAGAGCCUUCUGCAAGGCCUUCUGACACACACAGGAAGCAGAUCACAUGCACCUGACCCACAGACAGGAAGCAAGUCACAGACUAUUAAGGAAACAGUGGAGUACAUUAAGGAGAAGAUCAGAGAGACAUCUUCAGCAGAGAGGACAUUCAAUCUGUUCUACUGUCUGAGUGAACUGAAUGACAACUCUCUAGUGGAGGAAAUCAAGACUUCCCUGAAAUCAGGAACACUUUCUGAUAAAAAGCUGGAACCACACCAAUGUUCAGCUCUGGCCUUUGUGUUACUGAUGUCAGAGGAGGUUCUAGAUGUGUUUGACCUCAAGAUGUACAACACAGCAGCAGCAGGUCAUCAGAGACUGGUGCCAGUAGUCAAGAACUGCAGGAGGGCCAUACUGGACAGUUGUGAUCUCACAGGGGAGUCAUGUGAUACUAUGGCCUCUGCUCUCCAGUCAGUCCCAUCACACCUGAUAGAGCUGGACCUCAGCUACAAUAACCUGGGAGAUGCAGGAGUGCAGCUGCUCUGUGCUGGACUGAAGAGUCCAAACUGUAAACUACAGAGACUGAGACUGGCCAGCUGCUAUGUCACAGAAAGGUCAUGUGACACUAUGGCCUCUGCUCUCCAGUCAGUCCCCUCUCACCUGAUAGAGCUGGACCUCAGCUGCAAUAACCUGGGAGAUUCAGGAGUGGAGCAGCUCUGUGCUGGACCGAAGAGUCCAAACUGUAAACUACAGAGACUGAGGCUGUCAGGCUGUCGAGUCACAGAGAGAGGAUGUGCUUCUCUGGCUUCAGCUCUGUGUUCAAACCCCUCACACCUGAGAGAGCUGGAUCUGAGCUACAAUCACCCAGGGGACUCAGGAGUGAGAGUCCUCUCUGCUAGACUGGAGGAUCCCAGCUGUAAACUGGAGACCCUGCUACUGUCAGGCUGUCAAGUCACAGAUAGAAGCUGUGUUUUUCUGGCUUCAGCUCUGCAUUCAAACCCCUCACACCUGAGAGAGCUGGAUCUGAGCUACAAUCAGCUAGGAGAUUCAGGAGUGAGAGCACUCUGUGCUGGACUGCAGAACUGCUGCUGUAAACUGGAGACCCUGAUGCUGUCAGGCUGUCGAGUCACAGAGAGAGGAUGUGCUUCUCUGGCUUCAGCUCUGUGUUCAAACCCCUCACACCUGAGAGAGCUGGAUCUGAGCUACAAUCACCCAGGGGACUCAGGAGUGAGAGUCCUCUCUGCUAGACUGGAGGAUCCCAGCUGUAAACUGGAGACCCUGCUUGUGGACCAUGGAGGAGAGAACAGGAACAAACCAGGACUGAGGAAAUAUGCCUGUCAGCUCACACUGGACCCCAACACGUUAUGUAGAAAGCUGUCUCUGUCAGAGGGGGAGAGGAAAGUGAAAUGGGGAACAAGGAAGUGGCCAUAUCCUGAUCACCCAGAGAGAUUUGACUUCUGGCCCCAGGUGCUGUGCAGAGAGGGUCUGUCUGGGACUCAAUGUUACUGGGAGGCAGAGUGGAGUGGAAGAGGGUGGCUUCGUAUUGCAGUGACAUAUAAAGGAAUCGGCAGGAAAGGAGAGAGUGAUGACUGUGAAUUUGGACUGAAUAGGAACUCCUGGAUUCUGGAAUGCUCUAAUGGCCAUUACUCUGCCUGUCACAAUAAGAAGGUCACAGUCAUACCCGCCCCCACAUCUCCCUCCCACAGAAUAGGAGUGUAUCUGGAUUGGCCAGCUGGCACUCUGUCCUUCUACAGUGUCUCCUCUGACACACGGAGCCUCCUUCGGAGAUUCCACAGCACUUUCACACAACCCCUCUAUCCUGGGUUUGGACUGUGGCCUAACUCAUCUGUGUCCCUGUGCCAGCUGCAGUAGUGCCCUGUAU
Megalops cyprinoides (Indo-Pacific tarpon) is the source of this 3076-nucleotide messenger RNA. RefSeq names its product NACHT, LRR and PYD domains-containing protein 12-like. Bases 31 to 3066 code for a protein of 1011 amino acids. The transcript is spliced from 12 exons. Lineage: Eukaryota; Metazoa; Chordata; Actinopteri; Elopiformes; Megalopidae. Gene Ontology annotation, molecular function: protein binding. The record is from RefSeq and is a predicted model, not a curated record.